This is a messenger RNA of Galeopterus variegatus (Sunda flying lemur), 2875 nucleotides long. RefSeq names its product dysferlin. Gene Ontology annotation, biological process: plasma membrane repair; negative regulation of phagocytosis; monocyte activation involved in immune response. Gene Ontology annotation, molecular function: calcium-dependent phospholipid binding; calcium ion binding. Lineage: Eukaryota; Metazoa; Chordata; Mammalia; Dermoptera; Cynocephalidae. The record is from RefSeq and is a predicted model, not a curated record. Gene Ontology annotation, cellular component: T-tubule; cytoplasmic vesicle. The annotation marks the transcript as partial. The transcript has 23 exons.
GGUGCAGACGAGUUUAUGGGCCGCUGCAUCUGUCAACCGAGUCUGGAACGGAUGCCCCGGCUGGCCUGGUUCCCACUGACGAGGGGCAGCCAGCCGGCGGGUGAGCUGCUGGCCUCUUUUGAGCUCAUCCAGAGAGAGAAGCCGGCCAUCCACCAUAUUCCUGGUUUUGAGGUGCAGGAUACAUCAAGGAUCCUCGAUGAGUCAGAGGACACAGACCUGCCCUACCCGCCACCCCAGCGGGAGGCCAACGUCUACAUGGUUCCCCAGAACAUCAAGCCGGCUCUCCAGCGCACUGCCAUUGAGAUCCUGGCAUGGGGCCUGCGGAACAUGAAGAGUUACCAGCUGGCCAGCGUCUCCUCCCCUAGUCUCGUAGUGGAGUGUGGGGGCCAGAUGGUGCAGUCCUGCGUCAUCAGGAACCUCCGGAAGAACCCCAACUUUGACAUCUGCACGCUCUUCAUGGAAGUGAUGCUGCCUAGGGAGGAGCUCUAUUGUCCCCCCAUCGUGAUCAAGGUCAUUGACAACCGCCAGUUUGGCCGCCGGCCUGUGGUGGGCCAGUGUACCAUCCGCUCCCUGGAGAGCUUCCUGUGUGACCCCUACUCAGCGGAGAGUCCAUCCCCACAGGGUGGCCCAGACGACGUGAGCCUGCUCAGUCCCGGGGAAGAUGUGCUCAUCGAUAUCGACGACAAGGAACCCCUCAUCCCCAUGCAGCUUGCAGAUGGUCUGUCGAGCUUGGCCCCCACUAACAUGGCAUCUUCUCCAGCCAGUCCUCAUGAAGAGGAGUUCAUCGAUUGGUGGAGCAAAUUCUUUGCCUCCAUUGGGGAGAGGGAAAAGUGUGGCUCCUACUUGGAGAAGGAUUUUGACACUCUAAAGGUCUACGACACACAACUGGAGAAUGUGGAGGCUUUUGAGGGCCUGUCUGACUUUUGUAACACCUUCAAGCUCUAUCGGGGCAAGACUCAGGAAGAGAUGGAAGAUCCAUCUGUCAUUGGGGAAUUUAAGGGCCUCUUCAAAAUUUAUCCCCUCCCAGAAGACCCAGACAUACCCAUGCCCCCAAGACAGUUCCACCAGCUGGCUGCCCAGGGGCCCCAGGAGUGCUUGGUCCGUAUCUACAUUGUCCGAGCAUUUGGCCUGCAGCCCAAGGAUCCCAAUGGGAAGUGUGAUCCUUACAUCAAGAUCUCCAUAGGGAAGAAAUCAGUGAGUGACCAGGAUAGCUACAGGCCCUGCACCCUGGAGCCUGUAUUUGGAAAGAUGUUUGAGCUGACCUGCACUCUACCUCUGGAGAAGGACCUGAAGAUCACUCUCUAUGACUAUGACCUCCUCUCCAAGGAUGAAAAGAUUGGGGAGACAGUCAUCGACCUGGAGAAUAGGCUGCUGUCCAAGUUUGGGGCUCGCUGUGGACUCCCCCAGACCUACUGUGUCUCUGGACCAAACCAGUGGAGGGACCAGCUCCGCCCCUCCCAGCUCCUCCACCUCUUUUGCCAGCAGCACAGAGUCAAGGCCCCUGUGUACCACCCUGACCGCGUGGUGUUUCAGGAUAAAGAAUACACUAUUGAAGAGAUAGAGGCCGGCAGGCUUCCGAACCCACACCUGGGCCCUGUGGAGGAGCGUCUGGCUUUGCAUGUCCUCCAGCAGCAGGGCCUGGUCCCAGAGCAUGUGGAGUCACGGCCCCUCUACAGCCCCUUGCAGCCAGACAUUGAGCAGGGGAAGCUGCAGAUGUGGAUCGACCUGUUUCCUAAGGCCCUGGGGCGGCCUGGACCUCCCUUCGACAUCACUCCCCGGAGAGCCAAAAGGUUUUUCCUGCGUUGUAUUAUCUGGAACACCAAAGAUGUGAUCCUGGAUGACCUCAGCAUCACGGGGGAGAAGAUGAGCGACAUUUAUGUGAAAGGUUGGAUGGUCGGCUUCGAAGAGCACAAGCAGAAGACAGACGUGCAUUACCGCUCCCUGGGCGGCGAAGGCAACUUCAAUUGGAGGUUUAUCUUCCCCUUCGACUACCUGCCGGCUGAGCAAGUCUGCACCAUCGCCAAGAAGGAUGCCUUCUGGAAGCUGGACAAGACUGAGAGCAAAAUCCCAGCGCGAGUGGUAUUCCAGAUCUGGGACAACGACAGGUUCUCCUUUGAUGACUUUCUGGGCUCCCUGCAACUGGAUCUCAACCGCAUGCCCAAGCCAGUCAAGACGGCCGAGAAGUGCUCCUUGGACCAGCUGGAUGACACUUUCCACCCAGAAUGGUUUGUGUCACUUUUUGAGCAGAAAACAGUGAAGGGCUGGUGGCCCUGUGUAGCAGAAGAGGGUGAGAAGAAGAUCCUGGCGGGCAAGCUGGAAAUGACCUUGGAGAUUGUAGCAGAGAGUGAGCAUGAGGAACGGCCUGCUGGUCAGGGCCGGGAUGAGCCCAACAUGAACCCCAAGCUCGAGGACCCGAGGCGCCCCGACACCUCCUUCCUGUGGUUCACCUCCCCGUACAAGACUAUGAAGUUCAUCCUGUGGCGGCGUUUCCGCUGUGCUAUCAUCCUCUUCAUCCUUCUCUUUAUCCUCUUGCUGUUCGUGGGCAUCUUCGUCUAUGCCUUCCCGAACUAUGCUGCCAUGAAGCUGGUGAAGCCCUUCAGCUGAGGACUCUCCUGCCCUGGAGGAGGGCACCAUGUCCUCCUGGCCCAGGACUGGCCUUCCUCCUCUACCCAGCUCAGCUGAGCUCCUCCAGACCUCCAAGGCAUGACCGUCCUGCCAGGGUGAACAGAUAGACAGAUGGACUGGCACAUGCUCCAGCAGUUGCUGACACCAAGCCCUGGGAUCAUCUCACUUUUGUCAUUUCUUUCUCCCCCAACUCAACCUUUUUUAGGAUCAGCUCAUGUGUAUUUCAGUAUAAAACAGUUUGAACCACAAA